This is a messenger RNA of Sugiyamaella lignohabitans, 636 nucleotides long. RefSeq lists its product as uncharacterized. The record is from RefSeq and is a predicted model, not a curated record. Gene Ontology annotation, molecular function: FMN binding. Bases 1 to 636 code for a protein of 211 amino acids. The transcript has a single exon. Lineage: Eukaryota; Fungi; Ascomycota; Dipodascomycetes; Dipodascales; Trichomonascaceae.
AUGGUUUUACACAGUUUUCCGCUCAAGAAAGUGUGUCAGUUGAUAGAACCGGGUCCGAUUGUGCUGGUGACGACUCGGGCUCGAGACGAGUCGAUUAAUGUUAUGACCAUGGGGUUUCAUAUGAUGCUGCAGCACCAUCAUCCGACGCUGAUAGCGUGCUCGUUGGGUCCGUGGGAUUACAGCUUCAACACUCUUAAAAAAACCAAAGAGUGUGUUAUUGCAGUUCCUACAGUGGAUAUGGCCGAGACUGUCGUUGAUAUUGGUAAUUGUUCGGGCGACGAGGUCAAUAAGUUCCGAGAAUAUAACCUGACAGCAGUCCAAGGAUCCAAAGUCAAAGCUCCCCUGAUUGGCGAGUGUCUUGCGAAUCUCGAAUGUGUGGUUGAAAACACCAGUCUUGUGAGCAAAUACGACCUGUUUGUAUUAAGAGUGGUGCGAGCAUGGAUAGAUAAAGACCGCCAAGAGCAGCGGACCAUCCACCACCUCGGUCAGGGAAAGUUCAUUGUCGCUGGCGACCGUAUAGAUCUUCAGAACCGAAUGGUGAAGUGGCGCGGGCUCAUCUCCGACGAUGACGACGACGAAGAGCCGUCCAGUGACGGUGAAGAGGACCUGGAUGAGGAAGGGGAGUACGAGGAUUAG